UUGCUUUUCAAACCUUUCAUUGCAAGGUGGGCAUAGGCAGGACGGUUUGGGGUGGGGGAGAGAGAAUUAUUUGAGAAGGUGGCAAGAUGGUAUUUGUUCAUUCGAGUUGGGAGUUAAGACCCGACCCUUGCACUGUUCGUUGUGCCGUAAGUGGCCUGACUUAACGGAUUGCAGGAUUUUUAGUUUCGUACGUAAACAGUGGCCCGUUCAUUCUCUGGGAAAUGCAUCAUAGCGUGAUGUAAGUUGCUGUGGGUGAGUGCCGAUUGAAGGGAGGGCGAAAUGGAAUCUGAACUUUGAUUUUGUCAUGGAAUAAUAGUGGAGUAAAUAGGAGGGGUGGACUGGCCCGCUGUCUGUAAAUGACCGCCCCACUUGGCGCCUUGUCAAGCCCGUUCCUCCCUCCGCACCCCACCCCACGUCAACAAGAAGCAGCGGUGAAUGGGAGGAAUCGUGGCGUCAGCAGCUCGGAGCAAUCCUCCCUGGUCCUGCCCACUGACUGCAUGGCUCUCUUUCACACACUUGGAGCUGUCGGGGACAGAAGCAGCUUUUAGUAACACAGCCCCGUUCGAUUCAAUUCAAGAAGUUACCCUGAGCAGCACAAGUGAUGAUGGAUGGACUGCAGCGACUGAAGGAGUUUAGUUUUUUACGUUGGCUGAGGGAAGGUCGCCAAUCUCGGAAAUUGAUCCUGUUCAUAGUGUUUGUGGCGCUGCUCCUUGAUAACAUGCUGCUGACCGUGGUGGUGCCCAUCAUUCCCAGUUACCUGUAUGCUCUUCAUCACCAACCACUGGAGGAAAGCCCCACCCAAACCCCUGGCGUGGUUUCCGCGACUCGAUUUCAGAAAAUCUUUUCCUACUAUGACAACUCGACAAUGAUCACCGAGCGGGAAAGCAGGCCGGGUGAUAUACAGCAGACUUUCACAACAACAACCUCCUCAGUGACCAAUGCGACUGGGACAGCCGAUUCGAACAGCAGCUGCUUGAAGAAAGACAAGUACUUGCUGAAUGAAAAUGUCCAAGUUGGCUUGUUGUUUGCUUCAAAGGCCACUGUCCAACUGGUAACAAACCCCUUCAUAGGGCCCUUAACAAACAGGAUAGGAUAUCAAAUUCCAAUGUUUGCAGGGUUCAUCAUCAUGUUCAUAUCAACAGUUAUGUUUGCUUUCUCAAAGAGUUACGUUUUACUGUUCUUAGCCAGAUCUCUGCAGGGUAUCGGCUCAUCCUGUUCCUCUGUGGCAGGUAUGGGGAUGCUGGCCAGUGUUUAUACUAAUGAUGAAGAAAGGGGUAAUGCUAUGGGUAUCGCAUUAGGAGGUCUUGCAAUGGGGGUUUUGGUGGGCCCACCCUUUGGCAGUGUCAUGUAUGAAUUUGUGGGGAAGACUGCUCCCUUCUUGAUUCUGUCAGCGCUGGCCCUUCUGGAUGGAGCCCUACAGCUAUUUAUCCUCCAGCCAUCCAAAGCACAACCAGAAAGCCAUAAGGGGAGCUCACUGUUUGCACUUUUACGUGAUCCUUAUAUAUUGAUUGCCGCAGGAGCCAUAUGCUUUGCAAACAUGGGUAUUGCAAUGCUGGAACCAGCCUUGCCCAUAUGGAUGAUGGAGACCAUGUGCUCUGCAAAAUGGCAACUGGGCAUUGCUUUUGUUCCAGCAAGUGUCUCAUAUCUAAUUGGAACUAACAUCUUUGGUGUCCUUGCACACAAAAUGGGCAGGUGGCUGUGUUCUCUUUUGGGGAUGAUAAUCGUUGGAAUAAGCAUUGUUUGCGUACCACUUGCGAAAAAUAUAUAUGGACUUAUUGUACCAAACUUUGGAGUUGGUUUUGCCAUAGGAAUGGUAGAUUCUUCUAUGAUGCCUAUUAUGGGUUACUUAGUGGACUUGCGUCACGUCUCUGUGUAUGGAAGUGUUUAUGCAAUUGCAGAUGUGGCAUUUUGCAUGGGGUUUGCAUUAGGGCCUUCAACUGGUGGAGCCAUUGCUAAAACAAUAGGAUUCCCUUGGUUAAUGAUAAUUAUUGGUAUCAUUGACAUAAUAUAUGCUCCAUUGUGCUUUUUCCUUCGAAGCCCUCCCGCCAAGGAAGAAAAGAUGGCUAUUUUGAUGAAUCAAAAUUGCACUGUUAAAACCAAAAUGUACACAACUCAGGACCACUUUCAGAAGGCCCCUGUGGUUGAUAAUGAGGAAGAGUCUGAGAGUGAUGAAUGAUUGCAGCCAUAUCAUAUUCUUUACAAUAUAUAUUUUCAUGUAUAGUAUGCAGUGCUUUGUGAACUGUCCUUGAAAAAGUGUCCUAAAUGUAGUAACACAUAUUCUAUAAUUUGUUGUUCAUUAAAACAUACCAAAGCUGUAACUUUAUUUACCCAUAUGAUCAUAGGGUAUGGGGGUAGGAGGCAUAAUGCUAGUUGAGUAAAAUUGAAUGCCAGCAGCCUUAUCACAACAAUUGGAAUGUUUAUUCCAUUUUUAAAUUUUUAAUCAAUGAAUAGUUUUCAAAGCUUUUAUUAUUCAGUUAUAUUUUAUACACAUGUAUUGGUUAGUGAGAACAAACCCAUGUGUAUGCACAUAUUAGAAUCUGAACAUUUAUUAUUGUAAGUUUGCUUAAAGGUUUUUCCGCCCAUAUGAGAUUUUUAAAGAUUAAUACAUUUCUACAAAUCAGAUUUGUGGAUUGUGGACAAUUCAUUUUAUGUGAAAAAACAACAUAUGGGAUGCCUUAGCAGAUAUAAUAUACCUGUAAUGUUUAUUUAUAAGUCGUCACAGGAAAGUUCACAAGUCAAGCAACUAGCUAUCCAAAAAAAGAUUAAUUCUGUUCUUAAUUAAUGAAGUUGAAACUUUAAUUGACAUUUAGCGAGAU
Messenger RNA from Chiloscyllium plagiosum (whitespotted bambooshark), 2816 nucleotides. RefSeq names its product solute carrier family 18 member 2 (gene slc18a2). Gene Ontology annotation, cellular component: terminal bouton; synaptic vesicle membrane. Gene Ontology annotation, molecular function: xenobiotic transmembrane transporter activity; serotonin:sodium:chloride symporter activity. The record is from RefSeq and is a predicted model, not a curated record. Gene Ontology annotation, biological process: xenobiotic transport; aminergic neurotransmitter loading into synaptic vesicle; transmembrane transport. Lineage: Eukaryota; Metazoa; Chordata; Chondrichthyes; Orectolobiformes; Hemiscylliidae.